Molecule: messenger RNA, 1326 nt
Organism: Candidula unifasciata
Lineage: Eukaryota; Metazoa; Mollusca; Gastropoda; Stylommatophora; Geomitridae
Source: the annotation of a GenBank genome assembly
AUGUCCACAGAACACUCUCAAGACACAGACAGCGGUAUCAUUAGUGGACAUACAUCUCGAACCACCACCCCAGAACAACGAGUCCAGCUAAACAAAUCUAGCACUGAGUCAGCGUCUAUACCCAGCAUUGCUGUAACAAGUAUGGGAGGCCAAGUAAGCUAUGUUAAGUACGUUUUGCAAAGUCAACAUUAUCAGAUGUCAGAUCUAGAUGAGGUAGAUGACGAUUUCGAAGAGUUGUAUAGCAAGCGCCAUCCAAACCAGAUGUUGGGCAGCCGUAGCAGUUUGGCUGACAGCAGGGAGAGUAUCUACAGUGUUUACAGUGACGCAGGGGAGAUGAACUCUGGCCGUGUCACUGUCACAGGGGAGAUAAUGUUCUACAUGACCUACUGCAACAAGACCAGCACUUUGGAAGUGCACGUGAAACAAUGCAGGGAUCUGGCUCCCGUCGACAUCAAACACAACAGAUCAGAUCCGUACGUGAAAACAUACCUGCUUCCCGACAAAAGCCGUAGCAGUAAGAGAAAGACACGGAUCAAGAAGCACACACUCAAUCCUGUUUUUGAUGAGAUUUUAAAGUACCCGGUGAGCAGUGCAGACUUGGCCUCCCGCUCUCUGUGGUUGUCCGUCUGUCACAACGAUCGUCUAGGCCGCAACGACUUUCUAGGGGAGGUCACCGUACCGUUAGACUACUACAGAUUUGACGAGAACACACCGCAGUGGUUUCCCUUGCAGGAACGAACAACCAGCCAGGAACCUAUUAUGUUCUACAAAGGGGAUCUGUUGAUCGCAUUGAAGUAUGUCCCUGCUGACAUGGUUGAGGCAGCCCCUAGAAAGAAAUCCAAACCCUUGAGCAAAAGGGUCAAAGAGCGAGAGAAGCCAGAAUCUGUCCUUGGGGAACUCCACGUGCUGGUCCGAGAGGCAGAGAAUCUAACAGCCAUGAGGGGGUCGGCGGGAUCCAACCCCUUCUGUAAAGGCUAUCUGCUGCCAGACACGUCACGCUCCAGCAAGCAGAAGACGCCUGUUAUCAGGAAGACCACCAAUCCGGAAUGGCAGCACAUGCUGGUCUUUGGCGGAGUCGACCAGGCUGAGCUCCACGAGCGUGGUCUUGAGCUGACAGUUUGGGACCACGACAAGUUGUCCAGCAACGAUUUCUUGGGAGGAGUCCGUCUCAACUUGGGACACGGUUUACAUCAAGGCAAACCCGUAGACUGGAUGGAUGCCAGAGGAGAGGAGAUAGAAGCCUGGCAAAGCAUGAUAGAUCAGCCCAACGAGUGGAUAGAUGUACAGCUGCCUCUGCGAGCUAGCAUGGGCAAGAGAAACGUUUAG